Molecule: messenger RNA, 387 nt
Organism: Oppiella nova
Lineage: Eukaryota; Metazoa; Arthropoda; Arachnida; Sarcoptiformes; Oppiidae
Source: the annotation of a GenBank genome assembly
CUAUUUUCAACGCUAUUUGAAAAAGUGGUGCAAAAAACACGUGCUUUUGGUUUGCGUUGAGAUCUGUUUGCCAUUCAUUUGGUUUGUGAUCCCAAACAGUACUUUAAAUCUUGUUUUAAAGGCUCACCGAAGAGCUGACAAUCACUUUAAUUAUCACUUAAAGUAGUCUUUAUUUAACUAUCAAUGGGAAGACCAGUCCGCGUGGCGGUGGCUUCAGAGGAGGCGGCGGUGGACGCGGAGGUCGUGGCGGUGGAGGCCGUGGUGGCGGCGGCGGAGGUGGCGAUGGGAACAGCGGUUGCUUUAAAUGCGGACAAAGCGGUCACUUCUCACUAUCAAUGGGAAGACCAGGCUUUAGUCCGCGUGGCGGUGGCUUCAGAGGAGGCGGCG